Seriola dumerili (greater amberjack) is the source of this 4782-nucleotide messenger RNA. It is a transcript of the gene trim33l, whose product is annotated as transcription intermediary factor 1-beta-like. The transcript has 14 exons. Lineage: Eukaryota; Metazoa; Chordata; Actinopteri; Carangiformes; Carangidae. Gene Ontology annotation, molecular function: zinc ion binding; ubiquitin-protein transferase activity. The record is from RefSeq and is a predicted model, not a curated record. Gene Ontology annotation, biological process: positive regulation of DNA-templated transcription. The coding region runs from base 161 to 3298 and encodes 1045 amino acids. Gene Ontology annotation, cellular component: chromatin; nucleoplasm.
GAAAAAGUAGAGUCGUCGUGUUCGCACCGAUCAAACGGCGUUAUUAAACUUUAACGAGGAUUUUUAGUUUGUAGUAGAGGUUUGUUUUUAUCUGGUUCGAGUUUCCCGCCGGUGGAGAGGUACCGGAGAGGAAGAGGAGGAAGGCGCGGAUUUAACGGACAUGAGUUCUCCUCUCAACAUGGAGACAACAGGAGAUCCAGGAAACAGCCUCAGUCAGCAGUGCUGCAGCUGUGUCUCCUCCUCGUCCAGAUGUUGGUGUGUGGACUGUAGAGAAGCUCUGUGUCCCGACUGUGUGGUGGCUCAUCGCAGAGUCACUGUGACCAGAUCCCAUCGGAUCCUGAACCAGAAGCCAGACCAGUCCACUACAGACCAGUCCACUACAGACCAGUCCACCACAGGAGACGUCUCGGCUCCUCCCACCAAGUUCUGCAGACAUCACCCAUCUGAGCCGCUCAAACUCUACUGUUUCACCUGUUACCAGUACACCUGUAGAGACUGUCAGCUGAUGGCUCACAUGAACCACAGGUAUCAGUUUGUCGCUGAAGCGCUGGCCAAUAUGAGGAAGCAGCUGGAGGCCUGGGUUCAGCCAAUCAGAGCGCAGAGAGAAACAGUGAGGCGCAGCCUGCAAGACAUGGAGACCAGGCUGCGGGACGUCGCCCGGGGGGAGAUUCAGCUGAAGACGGAGCUGCAGAGUUCUUAUAAGAUCUGUUCUGAGAUCCUGCAGAAGAGGAUGAGAGACAUCCUGGAGGAGGUCAAGAAGGCGUCUCAGUCAGAGUGUGUGUGGAUCCAGAGGAGGAUGGAGAAGCUGAAGAAGCUGCAGGAGAAGCAGCUCUUACUGACUGAAACCACAGACAAGGCCAGAAACAUCCAGGAGCUGUCCGCUCUGUUCACCUGGUCGGCACAUAUCAAGUGUCAGCUGAAGGAUCUUCAAGACCAGGACCUGUCUCCCCCUCAAACCAUGUCCCAGCUGCAGGUCCUCGUUGACGAGAAGUCUAUGGGAAACCUUUUAAACUUUGGUGAACUUAAAGUUACAUGGAUCCCUUUCUCUGUCUCACAAACCUCCAAUCAGAACACUCCAGACACCUCCAGCCCCUCCCCCGCUGUCACCCCUCCCACCUCCACCUCUCUGGCACCUUCCUGCGAGACCCUUCCCCAAACUAGGACCACUAAUGACACUGCCUCACCUGUUCCAGUACAGCAUCCCCCUUCGUCUUUGUCAUCCUUGUCCUCCCCCCCCCCUCCCAAAUCCAGGACCUCUACGUCCAAUCAGUCGUGUCCUCCUCCCUCCUCCUGCCCGAACCUCAACCAACCCACUCAACCUGUUCAGUCUCUGUCCUCCUCAACUCUGAGGUCAGUGUCUCACCAGAAGACAAACCAAAGUCAAGUGAUUCUGACGAAGCAUCAGGUCCAAUCAGCUUGUACCUCAGUGAGUAAGCAACCUAUCAGGUCUGGUUUGUCCCUGUCCAAAGCUCUGUCUCCAUCCUGUAGUGUUCAACUCGUCCAACCGGCUCUAGUUCUGAACCAGCCCACCAACAUUCCCCUGAUCAAAACUCAAAUUCAGACUGUGUACCAGGUGUCCGGCAGCUCCGUCACCCUCUACCCAGUCAUGCCUCAGUUGCCUCAGUUGCUGCUCUGUCAGACUGUUUCCUGCCCUCCGGUCUCAGGAAGUUGUCAAAAUCUUCCUGCAGCCUCUGCAGAAAACUCAAUCUCUGUUGGACAGAGCCACAUGGUGGCGCCAAACCACUGUACUCUGACAGAUGAAAGCUCUGCUGCGCACACUGGACUUCUUGCUUCCCAGCGUCUAAUCUGUGAUAGCGCACCUUAUCCGUCCUCUCUGAAACACCAGCCGCAGAGUCCAGUGGUGAUGGCGGAGGCGGACUCUGCCUGUGAUCACAAAGUGCCAGAGGAGGCAGCGAAGCCGCAUGAAACCGCAGAGAACAGACCGACCUCCACCGUGUCUGAAGGAACCAAACCUUCAGGGAAACCGUCUCUACCUAAAACAGAAGACAAAGAUACCGAAGGACCGAGCGUUGGUGGUCUCAGUCCCUCCACAGAGAACAAACCGACCUUCAUGGUGUCUGAAGGAACCAAACCUUCAGGGAAACCGUCUCUACCUAAAACAGAAGAGAGGGAUACUGAAGAACUGAGCUCUGUGAUUGGACAGCAGAACUUCAAUCUGAGGCGACGUCAGAUCAAAGUGUCUCUGUUCAGAUUGCAGUUGUCCCAGCCCCGACCUAGAUGUCCCCGACCUGGUGUCAGUCUCCCUGUAGAGAAUAUACCGACCGUCUUGGUGUCUGAGGAGCCCAAACCUUCAGGUAAACCUUCUCCACCUCAAACAGAAGACGGAGAUACUGAAGGGCCGAGCUCUGUGAUUGGACAGAAGGACUUCAGUCUGAGCCAAUAUCAGCCUAGAGUGUCUCUGUUGAGACUACCUUUGUCUCUGCCCCGACCUGGACGUCCCCUCCCUGGUUUCAUUCUGAUCCCUGGAGACACUGAAGAUGAGGUUUACGUGGAAGAGGUUGGUGAAGACUCUCAGUCCUACGUUGAUGAUGUCUCCGAUGACUUAGGGGAUUCCACGGACCCUCCGUCGUCUCCGUCGUCUCCAUCGUCUCCUGUGACCCUGCAGAUACUUUCCUGCUCUGCUUGUGGAUCUGCUCACGCUUCAAUAAUCUGUUUGUCCUGCGGCCGAGGAUACCACAGAGACUGUCACCUUCCUCCUGUUGGACCUGACGUUUGGUCAGAGUGGAUCUGUUCGUUGUGUCAGGACCUGUCCGACCCCUCGGACCCCUACAGGUCUGAGAGGCCACAGAGUCCACAGAGUCCCUGCCUCAGUCUGCAGGACCAGAGGAGGUGCGAGAGUCUGCUGCUGCAGCUGAAGGUUGAAGGCUGCACUCCACUGUCUGAGGUCGGUGAUGUUUGGUCUCAUCUGACGUUGAUCUCGGAGCGUCUGACUCUCCGUCGCUCUCCUCAUUAUCAAACAGCUGCAGAGUUUCUGUCGGACAUCUGGCAUCUGUUCAAGGAGAUAUCGUCCUCUCAGGACGACCUCGUCCUGAACAAACUGCAGGAGACGUUUCACCUCAGGUUGAAGGAGACGUUCAGUUCAGAGCUUCAUCAUCCACCUGUGACAGCACCCAGCUCAGAGAGGGGGGAGAGGUCUGCACACCUCCACCAGGACCCCCCAGACACAGACACCAACCAGUCCAGACUGAAGGAGACCAGGAAGAGGCUCAGAGACUUCCUGACUCUGAUGGGACCCUCAGGAGCCAAGAGGACGAAGACGGACAAGAUGGAGGAGUGAGACGGGAGAAAACCCGGAGUGGAUUAUUUAGUUUAAUGGGAUUGAGCUGAGCUGACGACCAGGAAACCCCGAGGUGGAUUCUGUGUUGUACAAACUGACCUGGACUCGUGGAUCAGGACUGAGGGAUGAGGAAGUUUUGAUUCGUUCAUCCAAAGUUUUUCUGUCACUGUUUCUGGCAGUUAUUACUCUGAGACCAGAGGUCAUGUGACUAAGACCAUUCUGAUCCUGGUUCAGACUUCCUGGUCUAAACUGGUCGAAACCCACAAACCACGAGGCGGGAAAUCUGUCAGGUGACGUCAGCAGCUUCUCUUGUUAAAUCGCAGCUCGUUAAUCACAGCAGGUUCAUCAGAUCAAUAUUAUUUCACUGAGUCCAGAUGUUCAGAACUGAGACUGUGAGAAGAUUGAUCUUUGAUCUGUGGCUGAUUGAUCGAUCAAUAAAUAAAGAGUUUGACAACAGCUAGAACAGUUCACUCCUUUGCACAAACACACACUGUGACAGUGAGGUCACAUGAUCCUGAACGUCACAUCAGGGCUGAUCCAGAUGUUCCAGUGGUGAAGUGGAACCAGUUGAUUAAGUAUCUUUUCUUCGACCUCACGACACGUCAGAGGAAAACAUCCUCGACUGAAACUUUAAUAAUCACUAAUCACUAAUGAUCAAUGAAACGACACGACAGGAAGCAGAACUGCUCUGAUCUGUGGACGCCAAAAUAAAACGUGCACAUCUGUCUGUUCACAAACACAUGAGGCUUUACUUGUAUUUAAUUGUAUCAUUGAUUUUUUCUCUGAUCAUAAACUUUGUGUUAAAUCUUUAAGAAAUUUCGUUCAUCCCCCAAAACAGAGACGACAGGCUGCUGUAUAUCUCCAGUAGUUUCUGUAGAGUCUUUUCCUGUGGUCUUCCUCCUGUUUCCUUCUUUUAAACGUUUUUCUUUUCGUCUUGUUCCAUAUUUUAUAUCUUUUUUUGAACAUAUUUGAUGCUUCAGUCAACGGUGGGAUUGACUGUUUACUGUCGCUGCAAUUCUUUUCCAAAUCAGGUUUCUCUCAGGUUUCUUCUUAUUGUUUCACUUCGCUGAAUUUCCAAAGUAAAACUUCCUGUAACUGUUGAAUUCUUCCUAAAGAUGAACAUGUUAUGCUGAGGGUGAACAGAGGUCAGCGGUUGCUCAGUCUGCCAUUUUUAUUAUUUUGAAAGUCUUAAUUUACCCAGAAUUCAUUGUACCACAGUCCGAUUUAAAAUAGUCGAGAACUAAACUGAUUUGUGCAACGUAUGAAUUUAGACCAGCUGACCUUUGACCUCCAAUAAGUCGAUCAACAGAAAAUUAAACAGCAGCUGUUUUGAUCAUGAAUAAUUUUUCUGACUGUGAGACACAAACUGCAUGUUAAAUAUUUAUAAAACAUGAAGAAGAGUUGGUUAUUGUAGAGACAUGUUCUCACACAAACCACCUCAGAGUCAUUAUUGAUUAACUAUUUUGAUUGGUUGAUUAAUCAGA